Oxyura jamaicensis (ruddy duck) is the source of this 1764-nucleotide messenger RNA. RefSeq names its product G protein-coupled receptor 160 (gene GPR160). The coding region runs from base 80 to 1096 and encodes 338 amino acids. Gene Ontology annotation, cellular component: plasma membrane; signaling receptor complex. The record is from RefSeq and is a predicted model, not a curated record. The transcript is spliced from 3 exons. Lineage: Eukaryota; Metazoa; Chordata; Aves; Anseriformes; Anatidae.
AGGACUGAGGAAGCUGCGAGCCCAGACAUGAAGCACGGUGCCCUGUGAUGGUUAUUUUGCUGGCUCUUACUGUUGGAGGAUGGCUGCUCUGUUCUGUGAAAAUUGUUCUGGUCAGUACCACUACCCGCAGGUCCACCAGCCUUUUGAAUUCAGCUGCGUGUUGCUUCUGAUUAUGCUUGGAAAAGUGUCCCUUGAUUUCUUCAUGUUGCAAGUUAGGCAAAAAAAUGUGAAAGUUAGUUUUAUGGGAUACUUCUGUGUUUCUCUGGCACUUCUUGAUUUCAUCCUGCUGAUCAACAUUGCUGUCAUUUUCUAUUUUGAAGACUUUGCGCUCUGGGGUGUAAGAUUUACAAAGUACCACAUUUGCCUCUUCACGCAGAUAAUUUCUCUUACUUACGGUAUUUUGCAUUACCCAGUAUGUCUCGUGGCUGGUCUGGAUUAUUACAUGACUAUAGCCCAAACCUCUCAAUCUCCUAGACGAGGCCAAAGACUGUUUUAUGUAUUUGUUGUGACUUUCAUAUGGAUUUCAGGUUUUUUUUGUAUUCUGAAAGUUCCUGCUAUCUACGAAGAACUAGAAAUUCGGAACCGUUUUUCUCCUUAUCAGUGUCCUCUCUAUGUCAGCGUUCAGAGCUACGCCGUCUCGUUUGCCAUGCUGCUUCUCAUAGGCAUGGCUUUCAUGGUUUCUCGGAAGGAAGUCACAACCAUGAUACUGUCUGUCAAGGUGGUUUCUUUUGCCAGUCAGCCUGUUCUGAUGUUCUCCUAUGCAUCUAACAAUGGCACUUGCUUUAAGUGGCAGCUUCUGACCAGACUCCUCGUCUGUUUCCUUGGCACUUGGGCACCUUUUGUGCUCCUUCAGUUUAUCAUUCUGUUUCUCGGUGCUCGGAUUCCAGCCUACAUGGAGAUGAACGUCCCCUGGCUGUACUUCAUCAACAGCUUUCUCAUUGCAGUAGCGUACUGGUGUCGAUGUCACGAUGUUGAACUGACAGAGGAGAUGUGGUCUACAGACCCAUUUGUUAGCUGGAAAUUCUGCUUUAUGCCAUUUAACAAUGAAAACACAGAGCCAGCUGAAAAGCCAGGCACAGUAAUUGUGAUCUGUUAACGAGCUGCUGACAGAAAAGACUGCAAGUAACUGCUGUGUGGCAGAAGCGCAUACUUGGAUGUUCUGUGAUAGUGUCCUUACAGAUAAUACAAAGAAGCAUCUCCAGAGCUACAACCCAUGGAAAACAAUCCAACAUUCACAAGGAUAGUAAUAAAUAUUGCACCGGGAUGCGGGCACUGCAUGCUUCUACACUAGGCUUUACUGCCAGUCCAAAGAGUUUGAAGUAUGGGUUGUAUAGAAGACCAAUACUUCCAAAAAACAAGUUUUCAGUUAAACCUUGUGUUUUUACUAGAAUGUUACAUUUGUUUUAAAUGGAAUGAUCUCAGGUUUUAUAGUAUACAAUGCAAUAAAGUAUUUUUCUAAGCUGGAGCCCUUUUGUCAGUUAGAUACAAGUAAGCUACUGUCAUGUUUAAACAACUGUGAUUUUUUUGAAGUUUAUCUUCUUGUUAGAGUAACUUUUUGUCACUUUAAGGCUUUUUUUUGUAUGUUUAAUGAGGAAUAAAUUGUUUUAGUUAAAGCUAUACCUCCUACAUAAAUACAAGCUUUGUUUACAUACAAGAUUGCAAGCUGUUUAACUUUCACAGCUACAGGAAAGGUGAUGUUUCAUUAUUUCUUUGCUCCUGCUUCUCUGAUGUAUAUAUGCAUAUUAAAAAUUAUUCGUCUACAAA